Messenger RNA from Hydatigera taeniaeformis, 252 nucleotides. Lineage: Eukaryota; Metazoa; Platyhelminthes; Cestoda; Cyclophyllidea; Taeniidae. The record is from the annotation of a GenBank genome assembly.
GACUUCCUCCUCAAACCAGGCAUCUUUGGGAGCAGUUUGGAGGAGAUGAUGAAGAUCCAAUCCUGUCGUUUUCCUUCGCUCCGUCUACCGUGGAUUCAGAUCUUUCUCACCGAGGAGCUGCUACGUCUUAACGGUGCCAAAGCUGAGGGAAUCUUUCGGGCUGGGUUUCUUUUACGAAAGAAUGUAAUUCUCCGACUUAUGCGGCGAUAUCCUUUGCCAGGGGACAUCAUGUUGUCGCGCGAAGCUAUUUGA